Messenger RNA from Theobroma cacao (cacao), 939 nucleotides. Its product is annotated as zinc finger protein 7-like. NCBI's taxonomy places the organism in Eukaryota, Viridiplantae, Streptophyta, Magnoliopsida, Malvales, Malvaceae. The record is from RefSeq and is a predicted model, not a curated record.
UUCCUUCUAUCUCUAGGGAAAGGGCGAGAAGCUAUCUGACUGUUGACAAGACAUGAGCAGUGCCCUCGGAAUGCCAGCAAUCAAUGGAUCCAUUCACUAAGAAGCGUGAUAAACUUGGGAAACAUUUAUUGCCACUUCCUUUCCUUUUAUAUACAUAUAGAUACAUCUCGAUACAUCUCAGCAAUUGUUCCUCUUUGAUCCUGCAGUUUAUCCAAUCUUAGAAAGCUUCCAAUUAAAACCUUUCAGGUUUUGAAUAUCUUUCAAAAGGUGAAGAUGACUUUCAAAAUCGAAGGAGUAGCAGAAAUGUCAGCUAAUAAUCAGAUUAAGGAAAGGCACGAUGAGGGCUACCUCAAAGGCAACCAUGGAGGCAAUUCGAAGGAGUGGUUGAGCUUGAGUCUUGGCAGGCAUGAGGAUAUUGUUGCUUCAGGAAGAGGUUCCCAAUCAAAAUACGCUUCCAACAAGUUCUUCUGCAACUUCUGCAGAAGAAAAUUCAGUAGUACACAGGCACUUGGUGGCCACCAGAACGCCCAUAAAAGGGAGAGGGGAGUAGUUAGACGAUACCAGUCCGAGAGGCUGAUGGCAACGAUUGGUUUGCCCAUAAAUAUGGCGCGGUCACGUGGUGUUCAGCCCCAUUCACUUGUGCGCGAACUUAGCACAGAAUGGAGACCUGUGGCUGCAAGAUUCAAUGAUUCCAACGAAGAGAUUGUGGGAGCAUGGGCAGGAUUCAUGCACAGAGAAACAACUUUGAAGUGGCCAGGAAGUUAUCAGGUGGAUCCCCAACCAUCUAAACCACCACCAGAGUUGCUAAAAGUCGACUUGGACCUCCGCCUAUAAUCUCUCCAUCCUUCUAUAAAAUUAAAUGAAAAGUUCUGUAAUCCAUAUUUCAUGAAGUGUCUAGUGUACUUUAACAAGCAAAAGCUAAGUUCAAAUCAUUUCUUA